CAGCUUGUGGAACGCAAUCGCUCGUGGAACGCAGGAAGGAAUCACAGCAGCCGCGUCGCGUUCCCAUGGCAACCGUCGCUCCAGCGAUAACCGCAGACAUGUCUCCCCCUCGGCGCCCGAUCUACACCCCGCGGGAGGUCUCCAGACACAGCACGCUCACCGACCUGUGGGUCUCCUACCUCGGCCGGGUGUACGACCUCAGCCCGCUCGCCCAGCAGCACCGAGGUGACAUUUUGUUGAAGCCAAUAAUUGAGGCGGCUGGGAAGGACAUUAGUCACUGGUUUAAUCCCAAGACUGGAGAUGUAAAGACGUGCAUAGACCCCCAGACCGGAUGCUUGAAAUAUUACACACCUCAGGGCCGUUUCCUCCACGUCCCCUCGUUUCCAUCUUCAGACUGGGAAACAAGCUUUGGGCGUCCCUGGUGGAAGGAUCCUUCCUACGAAAUUGGUAUCCUAUCUUCUAAAACUAGGUUCAUCCGUGUAAUCAAUACACUGACAUCUCAGGAGCACAAGCUGGAGGUAUGUUCAGAAGAGAACAUGUGGGAGAUCCUGCACCGAUAUCUGCCCUAUAACGCCCACGCUGCAAGUUACACCUGGAAGUUUUGUGGAGUUCCCUUAGACAUGGAUAAAUCUCUGCAGGAAAAUGGAGUGCAGGAUGAAGAUGAUGAGUUCGACCAGCUCAAAAUCGAUACUGACCUCUUUACACCCAGCAUACAUUUAUACUUUAAUGAUGAUCUGACUGAAUUUUAGAUGAGAGGAAGAUAGGUGGGGGAAAGGGCCAAAAUAAAAAAAGCCAAAACCUUUACCCUUGCCAUGCUUAAUGCUGCAAUUAUAUAUAGUGCCAAUAGCACGUAGCGUCUUCAGGUUUUAUAAUAGGGGUCGUCUAUACUAGGUGCAGGAAUUGUUUAUAAUUAAUAUUAUACAUAAGCAGGUUACAUGCUAUACGUGACAGUUCCGUAAUGUUUAUUGAAGUCUAGAUUGUGCCAAUUUUUAUGUGUAUUUUAAUAUGUGUAUAUAAAUAUCAUAUAGACAGCCAGCGCACCCCAUAAUAUGAAUGGUCUCGAUAUUAUCACUACUCAAAAGAAAAGGUAUGAAACUAUGCCAAAAUAAACUCUUUUACAAACUCAUAACCUAA
This is a messenger RNA of Pelobates fuscus (common spadefoot toad), 1134 nucleotides long. Its product is annotated as cytochrome b5 domain-containing protein 1. Lineage: Eukaryota; Metazoa; Chordata; Amphibia; Anura; Pelobatidae. Gene Ontology annotation, biological process: cilium movement. The record is from RefSeq and is a predicted model, not a curated record.